AUCAACUUCAAAAAAAAAAAAAAAUGAGGUUGAAUUUUCUUUGUACGGAAAAACUAAAGCAUUGCAAAUUCCCCCAAAAAAACAAAAGGGUAAAGCAUUUUGGACUUCUAUCUUAUCCCUCUAGAUUCCAACAUGUUCAAGUGAAUUUUCUCCGAUUCUAACACAAUCCCUCGCCCCAUGGAAGGCGGUUGCUUAUAUUUCCGAAGGGGAACAAUGUGGACCAUUUAUCGAUCUAUUUAGAUUCUGCAAGUUCAGUAACUUUGCCAUCUGGGUGGAGCAAAUUCGCGCAAUUCAGCUUAUCUGUGAUCAAUCAAAUUGAUAACAAUUCCACAAAGAAGCAAGACUUUAAACACCGGUUCAAUGCACGAGAAAGAGAUUGGGGUGGGCUUGAAUUAGUGCCUCUUAGUGAACUGUAUGACCCUGGUAGAGGUUAUCUUGUGAACGAUACAUGUGUUGUUGAAGCUGAUUUCCCUGGCUUCCGUUCAGUUGAACUUAAGGUUGAGGCGGCAAAGACUGCCUCAGGCAGAGAUGAAACUUCUAAUUCUUCAUCUCAAGGGGAUAUUGAUGGGAGGAUUAGACAGAAUGAUUCUGAUACUGAUACAACCCUGCCUCAGACUGAUACCUCGGGCCCUACUCCUGCCAGUAAAUCAGCAACUGAAGUGAUCAAGUCUUCGGUCCCACCAGCCACUCCAAUUGUUGAAAAGGAAUCAAUGGUUAAUUCCCCUCACGCCCAAGAUCCGGAAGUUGAGUUGCCAAGGAGUCUUCCAAUGGGUUCUCCUCUUGAGUCAUCUUCAUUUGAUGACAUGGAUGCCUAUACCUCCAAGUUGGUGUCUGUAGUAGAGACUGAUGCACAUUUUGACUCCACUACUGAAGGAUCGGUCGUCGCCUCCAUUCCUCAAUCAACUGUUGAUGAAGCCAAAAAAUUCUUUAUAAAGAUGUUAUCUCGGGACCUAUCAGAAAUUCCUGAUUUUGCCGCACACAUUACAGAAUCCAUCCGUGUCUUGUCAGAGUGUCAUGACCUCACUCCAGCCCAGCUUGCACAGCUGAAAUCCCUCAAGGUUGAGUUUCCAUCAGUUCUCAAAACUUUGACUUCCAACCAUUCUUUUAAGGAGGUCGAGGAAAAAAUAGCAGAAAAGCGAGGAACACAGAAGUGUUUGGUUGAGCAAGUCAAAAUUAAUGCAUUCGCGUUCCAAAUGCAGAGAGCUAUUCACAAGGACUUGAUCUCGGAGGAGGCAAAGCUUCAACAAGAGGUUGAGCGGCUGCAGGCUGAACUGGCUAAGAUUUCCGAGAAGAAGAAAAGUGCUGGGAAAGAGAUGAAGCAACUGCAUGGGAAGAUGGUUAAUCUAGAACAGUCUAGGUCCUCUGUUCUUGAGGAGAUCUCAACCCUUGAGACCGAGAAGACCGUGGAGAGCUCUCUGUCAUGGGUCCAGCAAAUGUGGACUGAGCUUAGAGACACAUUCAUGAUACCAAACAAUUAAUCUCUUUUUAUUUGCAAGAUGAAAAACUUUUGUUAUAUUUCUCUCUAAGGGCCGGUUACAUUCUACCUUAAAUUUCAUGUUUUUGGAUAUUUUUUAACUUAUUUCUGGUCGGUUGGGUCAAUAUUCUUAUACUUUUAGUCCUGCAAUUCUACUUUAAAUUGCCCUUGUUUCUGGAUUAAUGAAUGUGAUUAUCCUUUUUACCUUA
Molecule: messenger RNA, 1683 nt
Organism: Cornus florida
Lineage: Eukaryota; Viridiplantae; Streptophyta; Magnoliopsida; Cornales; Cornaceae
Exons: 4
Coding region: 711-1478 (255 amino acids)
Source: RefSeq, a predicted model, not a curated record